UGAAAGUGCUUGCCAUGAGCGGCUGGUGCCUGUCCCCUGGGAACUGCGAGAUGCACAGGGACCUCGUGUACCUGUUUGUGAUCACAGCCGAGGACAAGCGAGGCAGCAUCACCACAUCCACACGGGGAUUUUACCAUAACCGGUGUGCAGCUGGAUGGCCCCUGUGACGGAGCACACUGUGGACUGCAUGUGUGGAGAGGCGCCUGCACCUCGAGGCUGGGCUGUGAGGAGACAUUCCUGCAUGGGAGACUGACCUCGCCUGGUCCUCACUGGGAACCCCCUUCCUUCCUGGGUGCCAGCCCCAGUACUGGAACGAGGAGUUGCAGAUGAUGAGGGACCUGCCCAACAAGAACCAACCUGAGCAGCUGCUUCAAGAAAAAGCCAUGUUCAAGGUGCCCGAAGCCCCUGGUACACAGCAACUUCAGAGUGGCAGCCACAUGGGGCGUCAUGGGAGUCAGGGAGGCAUCGGCAUGGCCAUCAGCCCCAGUGAGGAGACCAAGCUGCAGAUGUUCACGUGGAGCUGCAUCAUCUUCAGCCUGGGCUUUGUUAGUGGCCACUACAAGGACUUUGCCGGGGAUGUGGCAGCCUCCAUAGCAUUCACCAGUGACCUGAAUGGUGAGCACUCGCACAAUGCAUUGGACAUGGAGGGUCUGUACAUGCUGAACACAGCAGAGGUGGAUGACUGCGGCUACUGGGUCAGGUUCCAAGUCCUCAUCCCUGGCAUCCUGUAGUGGGACCAGGAGCAGAGUGUCAUCUGUGGCUCCACUGACUUUGCAAGAUGGCAGUGUUGCCCCCGUGUUGCCUGGAUCUGCUGGAGCACAUGUUAACUGCUCAAGACCCUGAGCAACUGCAUGCUCAGCCAUUGUGAAGAUGAGGCGGAGCUCUUCUCGGUUGAGGGCAAGGGCCUCACUGGCAAUGACAGGUGCCACUACGUUCUCUACCUCCUGAGCCCACUGCCCCUGACCUCAGCUUCCUGCCUGUGCCCCACAAGGAGCUGCCAGAGGAGUGCUCCCAUGCCAGCUUCCCCUGCACCCCUAGGCACAGGUUCUGUCGCCUGUGCCAGGAGCUGGUGGACGCCUCAUGGAGCACAGUUGAGGAGCAGCCCUGUGAGGCUGAGGCUGCAGCCAGCUGCACUCUGCUGUGGGCAUGGGCACCCUGGGUGGUUCUGGGGCUGGAUCGUUGGAGAAGCUCUGGACAGUGAAGAAGAGCUCAUUCUGGCCACACUCACUAGAGCCCCUUUCCCAUCCCCCAACCACCUGCCAUCAGGCUCCCAGAUGCAGAAUCUGGAGCUUUGUGUUGGUUGCAAGCCAGUGAGCAGUCAAACCAGUGACCCAGCUGAGCUGUGCCGUUCUGAGGAGCGUUUGGAAGUCGCUGGGUGGGUUGUGAAGGUCACAGUCCCUGAGUGUUGGUGCUGCUGGUUUUUAGUGCUUAGGAGUUGGCCAUGUUAAAUUUCCCACACCACGAGUAACUCUUUUCCAGAAGCCAGUGGCAUUCCUGUCUCUGUGAGAGUCCUGGUCUGAAUGUGGACCCCUCUCCCCAACCUCCAUGCUCUGGCUGUCUUAUUCCUGUCUGGGGAGAUCUGGCAGCCACCACCUUGUUCCUUGGGUCUUUGAGAGCAAAGCUGAGUUCUGGUUGGGCUUGCAGCAGGAGAAGGAAUCUGACACCAUCUAUAAGGCCCAGGUGGGCUGUCACAGGGCCGGCGGGCAGAACUGCGCCUGUGGGUUGUGGUCAGCUAAUCCUUUCCUGCCUCUGUUCACUCUCCUGUUUUUGGGUGAGAACCACGAGAACGAAAGCUCUGAGAACCUCAAGUGCCUGGCCCAGCAGGCCGUGGCCCAGCAGCGCACCAUCAACGGGAGAUACCAGUCGCCUGCAGUGACAGCAUCCUGCCCCUCCAAGUAUAUCGCUGGGAGGAGCUGGGCCCCCACCUGGCCUGGGUAGGAUGAGUCUCACUCACAGCUCAUCCUCCCCACAGCCCCUGAGUUCACAGCCCCCAGCAUGGCCAGCGUCUGGAGCAGCUCCAGGUCAUCAUUAACGUUGUCUUCAUUCCUCUCAGCUGGGGCCCCUCUAUGGCUCCCUACUUAGAAGUUGGCCUUUAGUUUUUUUAAGAUAUGUAAUAGGCUGACAUGGCUCAAAAUGGAAAAGUAGCCAGUGAUGAGAAGUUCUUUGUGAAUCCUUCCAGAAAUACUCCAUGUGAUCUCCCCCGCCCCGCUUUUCUUUGGAAUUGUGGCAUGCCACGGUUGAAGGUUAUUAUUGUUUACUUAACAAUAUAUCUUGGUGGUCUUCCA
This is a messenger RNA of Nomascus leucogenys (northern white-cheeked gibbon), 2285 nucleotides long. RefSeq names its product clustered mitochondria protein homolog. Gene Ontology annotation, biological process: intracellular distribution of mitochondria. The record is from RefSeq and is a predicted model, not a curated record. Gene Ontology annotation, molecular function: mRNA binding. The transcript has 4 exons. Lineage: Eukaryota; Metazoa; Chordata; Mammalia; Primates; Hylobatidae. The coding region runs from base 327 to 731 and encodes 134 amino acids. Gene Ontology annotation, cellular component: cytoplasm.